AUGAGUCGCAACACGCCCCUCCCCCCGGACUCGUACACUGCUCGCCGGCUCGAGCACGCCACGCCGCAGCAUCUACACCAGACCACCCACCGAGUCUUCAUCGGACCCAUACCUGAGGGCUGGCUGAAGAGCCAUAGGAAGCAGUGGUACAAGCAGUAUGUCGGCGCUGGGAAGAGAGCCCCCACAUUUACCGCCGCCCACCCCAUCGCGACCGUCGACGCCCAACAGGCGGGACAGGACGAGAGGAGCGACGAAGUGAGGACCUCAACGAAUUUAUCGGGUGAAGGCGCCGCUCUGCAAGAACCCGACAAUGCCACGAGUCAGACCAGUCUACUGCACAGCCAGCGCGUGAGCUCCAUCAGUGCUGUCAGUCGCACAGCCAACAAUGACACCCACGACGGUGCCCAGGAUGAGGCCCAAGCGACUGCCGCACCCGCCGUCCAGCCUACACUCCAGCAGCAGGGAGAUACGUCUGGGAUCGAUCGAGCGGCGACAAGAUUGCAGGUCCCCAAAGUGCGAUUCACAGAGGCGAGCAAGCUGCAACUACGCGCGAGAGCGCAGCGCCUUGCUGCUCGUGGCAACUUUCGAAGCUCACGAGUGAAAGAUGGCGAGAUGAUGAAGGUGGACAAAAUGCUCAUUCGCAUCGACAUUACCCAACAGUCCUUGCGAGAGGACUUUGACGAAAAGGUCAGCCAGGGCGUUGAGACCAAGAGCUUGGACAAAUGGCGUGAGUUUAUGGUCGUGUGUCGCAAGCAUACCGAAGAAGACGCCGAAUACGUAUUGCAAUUUUACCAGACAAGAGUGAUUGCAGUGUCAGAAGGGGACAAGGUCAAGAAGAAGCCCAAGGUGCAGAUUCUCCUCAGCAACAGAAGAGCAAGGGUCAACUUGUACUCGUCACUGGACAAGACGCUGUGCGUUUGGACAACCAACGGCCUACGCACCACCAUCUACUACCUGCGUGCUCAAUCUACUGCUGCGGCAGUCGAGUGGUAUACCUUCCUGCGCGGACUGCUGGGACAUAAGCGAGCUCAGGCUUUGCAGGUCAACAUUCCCGACUUGAGCGUCAGUCUGCGCUUGGACGAUCCGUUCAAGGCGCUCGAAACGUCUCAAACACUUGCGGAAGCUGCCGAGGGUGACGAAGAGGCGUUGGCGCGGGCUAUGAACGAAGAGAAGGGCGCUGCUGGGGCCAUUGUCUCGAGAUGCAUUGACAUGCUGAAGCAGACACCAGAGUGGGCUGAUGUUCUGAAAGCGUGGGCUCAGUACGAUCGGAUUGGUCUGGCAUGGAAGCGCUACGAUCGAAUUGAAUGGAUAUACGGCGCCGUGGAACAGAGAAUGUACGGCACCAUCGCAAUGCAACGAACUCACGACCUGGAACUACGACCCAAAGAUCACUACCCUCUGACCACCAAAAUCGCGAAUGGCCCGAGCAUUGAAGAGCCACCACCAGUUGAAGGCUUCCUCAUCAGGCUGACCUCACAAAAGGGUAAAGAGCGGAGGUUGGGCAAGAUGAUGUUCAAACGGUUGUACUUCACCAUCCAGAAUCAGUUCCUUAUGUUCCUUCGACCAGCAAAAGCGACGCCACCGCCGCCGCCAAAGAUGCCAAUGCGCCAGAAUGAUACUAGUGUGCCAUCCACAAAGGAGAUUUCCGAGCAGGUUCCAUUGGCGUACGACGUUGAGCCGUAUCCUCUUGAAGGUGAUCACAUCAAGUGGCUUGAUACGGAGGGCGUCAAAUCUACCCAGGACCAGGAGCGCCGUGACAAGGAAGCUUCUGCCGAAGCCGACCGCAAUGUUGACAUGGUGAUGGCCUCCGAUGGUUUCAUCAAUCUUUGCAACGUCAAGCGUGUUCGACAAUUCCACAGAGGUGCAACGCCAGCAGACGAAAAUUUGGAUGAGGGGUCCGACGUUGACUUUCAUACUCACGUGGACAACACCCGUCAGGACGAUGGAGGCACUUCAGAAGUGGAAGAAGACCGCGUUUUGGAGUUGGUCAUGAAGAAUGGGCUCAUCAUUCGGCUUCAAGCCUUCAGCAAAACUGCGAGGAAUGAGUGGAUGAAGCGUCUACGCGAUUUGGUUCAAUACUGGACCCAACGGACGAAAGCAGACAUGGACUUGUACAAACUAACAAGAGAGCAGAACCUCAAACAGCUGGGCAUCGACGAACGUGCCGAAGCAUACGUUGGCCAAUUUGCCCACAAGUGGGAGGUCAGCCAGUCGUAUGCCUCACCAAGCUUGUACAACAUGUGCGGUAUUGCAGAAUGCCGCACAAUUCACCUAUCUGGCACGUUAUUCCGCAAACCACGAAAACACACAACCUUUAACCGCUGCCACGUCAUCCUCUCUCACGGCCAUAUCCUCGUCUACCAGGAUACUUUACGUAAACGGACUGGCAAGAAGCUCGUUCAUAUCCAUCAUGAGCGUAUCGCCUCCAUCUCUCUCGAGGGAUGCUACCUCUAUUCUGGACUGCUUACUGAGAAUGACCUUCUGUACCAAAAUCAAACAUUCGACUCCAACGCUCCGGGCCACCACGCGCUGCCACGCAUCUACCUUGAAGACAACUGGACGAGCACGGACGAGGACGCCAUGACGACGUUUGUCAUCUGGCAUUCUAAGAGCAAGUCCUGGUUCAAGAGCUCGCAUUUCGUCGACGAUCUGAAACAACAAGAGCGGACCGAAGACGCCACCUCGAAACGAGCGAGGACGAAGACCAAAUUGACGAGAGUCAGCCAACUCGGCGCCACGGGACGAAGCGUCGUCUUCAAAGCCAGGAGCCGCGCCGAGAGAGAUCACUGGGUUUUGGCCAUUCAGGUCGAGAUUGAGAGACUUGCGGCGCAGAACGAGGAGGUGAGGAUUGUGGAUGAUGGGAGGGAUAAGAAGUAA
Zasmidium cellare ATCC 36951 is the source of this 2877-nucleotide messenger RNA. RefSeq lists its product as uncharacterized. Gene Ontology annotation, cellular component: prospore membrane. The transcript has a single exon. NCBI's taxonomy places the organism in Eukaryota, Fungi, Ascomycota, Dothideomycetes, Mycosphaerellales, Mycosphaerellaceae. The record is from RefSeq and is a predicted model, not a curated record. Gene Ontology annotation, biological process: protein localization to prospore membrane; ascospore-type prospore membrane formation. Bases 1 to 2877 code for a protein of 958 amino acids.